UCUUCUGCUUGUCUGGUUUUCUUUUCCUGGGCUCUCAUCUGUCCUUUAUUUCACUUUUAUUUUUCCGCUCCACUGCUGUUCCUCCUCGUCUUGCUCCAGGUUCACUAUUGAUUUAUUCACUUAUCAGUUCUUACUUACUUCCUUCCUUCUUUUUUUUUUAAUUUAUUCGUACACUCUAUUCAUUUUGUUUCCCCUAACCUCUAAAAUGUUGUUAUGGCUAAUUGCUCUCAGCAGGCUUUUCUCUCCGUCUGUCACGCUGCUUCCUAUCAUGUGAUGACACUGUGGUAGCUUGUUAUUAGUGGCCUGUGGACUGCUGCUCAACACACUUGCACACUAACAGCGUCCCAGAAUUAUUCAUUUGGAGCCAGAGCCACGCCUGCUAUUACAAUACCAGAACUCCUAAAUGGCUGAGGAGAUUUUAAUUCCAUCAUCGGGGAAAAUCACUUCGCAACUGACUGGUUCUCUGCUAGCAGUGGCAUUCUUGACUUCAUUUGGGAGCUCUAUGUUGUAUGGCUACAACCUGGCUGUGGUCAACUCCCCUGCUACAUACAUAAAGAGUUUCUACAACAAAACGGUUGUGAGUCGUAAUGGGACAGGACUCAGUGGGGAGACCCUGACCCUCAUGUACUCUCUCACUGUGUCCGUCUUUGCUAUCGGAGGUCUGCUGGGCUCCCUCGUUGUCGGUAUGCUGGUUUCUCGCUUUGGCAGGAAGGGUACAGUGGUCAACACAACAGUGCUGGUGUUUAUGGCUGGCUCCCUUAUGGGUUUCAGUAGGAUUUGUGGUUCACCCGAAAUGGUCAUUAUUGGCCGCUUCAUCACAGGGAUACAUUCAGGGAUCUCUCUCAGUGUCGUACCGAUGUACCUCGGUGAGAUAGCACCAAAGAACUUGAGAGGAUUUCUGGGUCUUGUUCCGAGCAUCUUCAUAGGAACCGGGGUCUUUGCUGCCCAAAUCCUCGGCCUCCAUGAGCUCCUGGGAAAGGAGGAGUAUUGGCCUCUUUUUCUUUCGGUGGUGGUGGUGCCAACGUUCAUCCAGCUGCUGCUGCUGCCGUGGUUCCCAGAGAGCCCUCGGUACUUGCUGAUUGAGAAGAAUAAUGUUCAUGCCACAAUUACAGCUCUCAAAUGGUACAGAGCCAAGUGUGACAUCCAGGCUGAAAUUGAAGAGAUGCAGGAGGAACAGCGCUCCCUGUCCUCCGUAGAAAUGCUGUCGGUCUGGAGCCUGUUGCUGGACGAUUCAGUCCGAUGGCAAGUGUUGAGUGUGGUGGUUAUCAACAUUGGCAUGCAGCUAUCUGGAAUUGAUGCUAUCUGGUUCUACACCAACGACAUCUUUAAGAACGCCGGCAUCCCAGUUCCAGAGAUCCAGUAUACGACAGCAGGGACGGGAAUCAUAGAGAUCAUCGCCGGGCUCGUUGGGUGUUUCACUAUAGAAAAGGUGGGAAGGAGGCAUCUCAUGAUUGGGGGUUUCACCAUGAUGGGCAUCUGCAGCGCUGGAAUCACAUUGGCCCUCAUAUUACAGGUAAAGUUACUGUUUAUGCGCUAUGUCAGCGUCUGCUGUGUGGUUGGCAUCAUUGCUGGCUUCUGCAUCGGUCCAGCUGGAGUUCCCUUCCUGAUCACAGCAGAACUGUUCAAACAGUCCCAUCGUCCUGCAGCCUACAUCAUAGGAGGCUCCUUGAACUGGCUCUCUAAUUUCACCGUGGGCUUCGUCUUCCCCUUCCUACAGAUGUCUGCCGGGUCCUACUGCUACCUGGUGUUCGCCACAGUUUGUUUCUCGGUCGCCGUCUACGUUUACAUUGUAAUCCCAGAGACAAAAAACAAGACCUUCAUGGAGAUCAGCAGGUUGUUCUCCAAGAAGGAGUCGAUCCUGGAAACCCAGGGUCUGUUCCACGUCGACCAGCUGAAGCUGAAGAAGAUGAACGGAUACGGCGGUUUGGAGCACACGUCGCUGGAGUUCGACAGCUCCUCCUCUGUGCCUUAAACUCAGGUUUAGGUUCUGUGAAGAAUUGAUUCCGCUCGCCAAAACCACCCGUCAUUAGGCCUCCGUGGUCUUUCCCUUCUCCUCGGCACUUUGAUAUUUACAACUUCUGUUAAACUCUGGGCUCAAAGCCCAGUUCAGUUCAUCCAGUUCUGUUACACGUGCUCGGUAACUUUCAUAUUGUUCCUGUAUUUUGUCUUAGCUGCACCUCAGAAUGACGCUUUCACAUGUCAACACAACAAGACUGUGAGCUUAUAUAAUUGAACAGUUUAGAUAGAUAGAUAGAUAGAUAGAUAGAUAGAUAGAUAGAUAGAUAGAUAGAUAGAUAGAUA
Messenger RNA from Gambusia affinis (western mosquitofish), 2301 nucleotides. RefSeq names its product solute carrier family 2 member 15a (gene slc2a15a). Gene Ontology annotation, molecular function: hexose transmembrane transporter activity. The record is from RefSeq and is a predicted model, not a curated record. Gene Ontology annotation, cellular component: membrane. Lineage: Eukaryota; Metazoa; Chordata; Actinopteri; Cyprinodontiformes; Poeciliidae. Bases 404 to 1972 code for a protein of 522 amino acids. The transcript has 13 exons. Gene Ontology annotation, biological process: monosaccharide transmembrane transport.